Rhineura floridana is the source of this 2672-nucleotide messenger RNA. RefSeq names its product BLOC-1-related complex subunit 6-like. Bases 174 to 896 code for a protein of 240 amino acids. Lineage: Eukaryota; Metazoa; Chordata; Lepidosauria; Squamata; Rhineuridae. The transcript has a single exon. Gene Ontology annotation, biological process: lysosome localization. Gene Ontology annotation, cellular component: BORC complex. The record is from RefSeq and is a predicted model, not a curated record.
UCUCCGCCCAUUAAAGGCGCUGAGAGGUCACUUGGUGCUGAGGUGCAGGAAAUGGGAAAUCUGAAUCUCUCCUGCGCCUUGUCUCCGGUAUCAUUUUUUCUUCCGAAGCUCCUCCUUCAGCGUCUGUGUCCUGAUCUUUACUCCUUGCAUCCUAGAUCUUCUUUCUGUAUUACAUGAUGGAGGGACAACAUAUAAUGGCUCAGGUGCAUAUACAGACCCCAAUCUCUUCCUCGUCGUCAUCGUCGUCUGUGGCUGGGGAAGAAUCCAGGAGGAUGCUGAAUCCAGCACGAGUGGCAGCCCGGGAGAGAAUGGUGGGAGGCCGUUUGUUGGACAGUCAUAGCUUGGAUGGGAUAAGCCAAGUGUAUGGAGCAGCCAAAGUUCAGGAAGGUAGGAGGGCCACCAUAUCCAGUGCCCUGGAGCUAGAAGGGACAGUGAGCCAUGAUGGGGACCUGACUCAUUUUGUGGCCAAUAACCUGCAAAUGAAGAUCAAGAUGAGCUCCCGGGGCAGUCUGGAUGACACAGAACCCCCCUCCUUGUCAGUGUCAUCACAACUGCCUGUUAGGGGCAAAACUGCAGACAUACCUCCAAUUGACCCACAGGUGAUUAGCGAUCUGGAAAGGGUCACUAGGGAUGUGGCGCAGAAAGUGGACCAGAUGUUAAGAGCUUUGAACAGCGCUAUCCAGAACAUGACAGCCCUCAGCGUGGGGUACAUCCAGACUUACCGGGAUGCUGUGGACAGCUUGGGUGAAUCAGUGGACAUGAGCAUCAAAGGAAUGUAUACUCUGAUGGCAAGGUGUGAGGAGUUGGACCGCUCCAUGCAACCUGUCCAUACCCUUGCUAAACAGAUUCGGGAGAUCAAGAGGACCCUGGAGAUCUUUGAGGCACUUUGCAAGUAGUGCCUCUUUCAGAAGAACUAAUUAACUCAUUCAGUAGUGGCGAGUGAAGCAGGAGCGGAUACCUGAUCUACUGAGUCAUACUCAAAAAGGGAAAAGUGUGGGUGUUUUGCUUGCACUAUAAUAAAUGAAUUAUGGCUGUGUUUCUCAAACAUUAUGAACUCUUGUCCCAUUUUAAAUUUACCAAACCUUACCUCAUACACCCAAACUCUAGAAACCUCAUUGGGGGCCUACCUGCCUGCCAUUUACAACCCUUGAACCCUUCCUCACCCACUAAAAGUCCAACAUCCAUCUGUGCUGCUUCAACCCCAGAUAAGACCCUACACCUCCUCUCCUAGUGCUACUUUAUCUUCAGCCUAAGGUAGCUGAUGAGACCCACAACCCCACUUCUCUCAUCAGUCCAGAGGAGUUAUGACUCAUGAGUUGGGAAAAGCAGACUGGACUAUUUCUGGGCUAGUUACCAGUAGGAUAUGCAUCUAAAAAAGCAGGAGUUCAUCAUGAGUGUUUUGUUCAAGCUGACUCACUGAUGUUGGGUCUCAAAAUCUGUUUCAAAAAAGUCAGGUCAUAGGAUCUGAAUUCCCACAAGGUGUACUAAGUAGAAUUAAUUUGUGUCUCAUACAUACAGAGUGGUUGUAGAGUGUCUUUUCCUGACUUGAUAAGUUCUUGCAGCCACUCACAAUGCAUCUUGGAUUAGGGGAACAGGGCUAUCAAGGGCAUUGUGAUUAUAAGAAAGCUGUGAGAGCCAAAAUGUAUUUACCAUACAUUGUUUCUUAUACUCUUAAAUGUUCAUCUGUGUACACUUCCCAAAUAAUAACUUACAAACCUGAAAGAAUGUUCCAAAUAGAGUGCUUACUUGGUCUCAAAUGCAGGUGCAAGCAUAUUAUAAACCAGGGCUGGGAAACCUUUUUUUAUCCAGGACCAUUGACCCACAGCCAAAACCAAAUCUGGGGACACACACAAUAAUUAAUUGAUUGCACUAUGUUAAUUGUACAAUGAAUACCAUAAAUAAGUAAGAAUACUGAAAUGCCCAGAAAUAUAGUGUUGGAGGGCUGCCAUCUUCUGAAGCUUCUGGGUACUUAGGUUGGGAUCCACUUACUAACAGGAAUAAUACUAUAACUAUCCCUGAAAAAGGAGGAGGUAAAGGCCUGCCCAUCUUAUAUAACCCUUGAGCCUCUCCUUCCCCCCACCCACCUCCUUUCAAGGAUCAUUUCCAUUGAAGCAGGAAAGACAGGUUGGGGAGGUUUGGAAGCUGCAGCUUCAAGAUGCUAGAAGCCCAACCAAUCAUUCUUCUUGCUGGCCCUUCUCUUGGUAGAGGACUGGGGGUGUUGGACACUGCUGCAUGAAGAUGCUUGGAGCACCUUCUAGUGCCCAACUGACCACUUUCUGAUCUGGCCCUUUGGGGGGGAGGAGGAAGAAAGGAGCUUUCUGAUAAUGCCAAAGGGCUGGAAGAAGUUAAGGGGGGCUGUAUCCCACCCUUGAGCUGGAGAUACUGCACCCUGUCAUAGACAAAAGGCACUUGACACAUAAAUAUGGAACAGUUUUGCUAGCAGAAAAAUGGUAGAAGCUCAGUACCACAUAAGAUUUCUGACAUGUUUCAAAAGAUCUAAGUGAGAGGCUCCAUGGGGGGGGGGGAACUUAUCAUAAUAUUAGCAUCAACACCGUCAGUGAAAAUAGGACAUGCUUCCUACCAACUGAGAGAGUGGCUAGAUUAAUUCUGUAUGAUGGACUAUCUCAAUAUGGCCACUGUAAAGGAGGAUCUCAUAACUUGCUUCAAAACCU